Molecule: messenger RNA, 5809 nt
Organism: Xyrichtys novacula (pearly razorfish)
Lineage: Eukaryota; Metazoa; Chordata; Actinopteri; Labriformes; Labridae
Source: the annotation of a GenBank genome assembly
AAGGUAAUGCGGAACAACAUUCCUGCAGCCCAUACAGAGGACGGAAUUAUUUAGCUGUUACACCCAAAGCUCUAGCGUUUCCGGCCAGCUCAGCGCAUCAGCCCUGUGGUGUUGUCAGUCCACAGUCUGUCAAACCCUGGUCCCAGUUACCUGUAGUUGUCGGUGGGCGGCGGAGAAACACCCGGACACUGCGGAGACAUGGUGCUGCUGACGAUGAUCGCUCGGCUGGCUGACGGCCUGCCGCUGGCCGCUUCAAUGCAGGAGGACGAACAGGUUACAGUCUGAUCCUCUAUUUUACCUCUCUGUGUCUCUCUCUCUCUGUCUGUCUGUCUGUCUGUCUGUCUGUCUGUCUGUCUGUCUCUCUGUCUGUCUGCUGGCGUGAUAACCACAAGUUACACCACUGCUACUGACACGUUUGCUUAAAAACCCCAGUUGUUUCAGGCCUGUAGACUGAGGCAGAUGUUGAUUUCCUUCAGAGUUACUGAACAGACUCUCUGUGUUUUAAAGCCUGACCAGAUUCAGGUGGUUUUCUAGUUCAGCUGAGCUUCACUGCACUGAACCUUUAUAUUUACAUGGUGUCAUAUUAUAGCUUAGAAUUAACCCUAUUACCAACUAAUACAGGAUAGAUAACCACAUCUCUGUGCCAUGUAUAUUCUCCAAUUUUAACUCGCAUUUACCUAUAUUAGAGAGGACUACAAAUCAUGCUCUUUUCCAGGUUUAAUUGCAGAAUAACUGCUUAAAAUAAAGUUUCAGCCCACCAAUACACUUUAGAUUGUCAAAAAAGUUUCCAAAUUAAUUUUAUAUGUGCUGAUAAAUAAAAAUUGCUCUGUAAAAGGUAUGGUGGGCGUAAAUUAUAAACAGUUUCCCCAUUACUAAGUUUGUCCACCAGAGGACGCUGUCAUAUCUUUUAAGGAGUUAGUUCAUUGGGAAUGGUGGAAUGUUUUGCUGUCAUGUUAAAAAAUAACCCUGAGCUCAAAUAAUGUUAAUAUUUCUAGUUAAAAUUAGACUGUUUCUCUACUGGCCAAGUGAUGUACUCCACUCCAGUGUUUCUUAUUCUGUUGUACGACACACUGUUCUGACAACUGUCUGCGUCAGGUUUGGGCCUAAAAACUCCAGUAGGGGAGAGUGGGGUAAGAUGAGCCAUUUUUCAUAUUUUGGAUCACUACAUUAUGGCGAUCAUAGUUUUGUCUCUAACUAGUGUAUCUGCAUAUAUUUCAAGAUGUUGUGCAUCCCUGCAAACCAACAGAAUGAGUGUAAACAUAACUGUCUUAAUAAUAUAGCAUGCAAAAAAGUGGUCUCCUAUGGUCCAACGACCAAAGGAGUAGAGUAAGUUGAGCAGUAUCCCUACUACCCCCCACUCUCCACCCCAGCCCUCCCUCACCGUCUCUCUUCUUAAAUAACAGUCACUUCUUCACAUUCAUGAGUAUUUUUAUCUAUUAUACACUAUUCAACUAGUACAAUAAUUCUUUUUAUUAUUAUUGCAUAUAACUGCUAAAAGCUGUUUUGUAAAAAGUCAUUUUAACAUGAGAAUGUUUUUGUUAAAGUGAUUCAGAACAUUCACAGCUGUAUUUUUGAAAAGAAAAAGUAACACAUUUCAACAAUCUGAACUGAAACUCUGAUCCUCUCAUCAGACUCCUUUACUUUCUCAGUUUGGCUCAACUUACCCCAGAACUACUAUGAUGACUUUUUUAGUCCUCUAAGCUAAAAUGAACACAAUUCUAAUGAAACUUAUGACAGACUAAAUUCACUUUCAAGAGUGAAAAAUGUUUUUUUGUAAAUAAAUGUCUAACCUCUUCACCCAUGUGUGCUUCUAACCUUCACAGACUACAUGAAUUGAUGCCCAUCGCCUAAAUAUUUGGUCACAUGAUCAAUUUCUUUUACCAUUUCCAAGAAACAGGGGGUGGCUCAACUUACCCUUUGGCUUAACUUACCCCACUCUCCCCUAUAUUGUUUUCUUUUAGUUAAUCCUAUUUUUUUGAUAUUUCAGCAAAGCAGCCAACUAUCUGUGCAUGUAUUACUUUCCGUCACAAAUGUAAGGUCGUCAUGGCGAGCUGUUUUGAUAUGUUAAUCACACACACUGAUUACUAAUAACCCACUAAGAAUUCCUCAAUGAUGUCUACAAUAAAACUUCUACUCUGCCACAUUUUGGUUAAGAAUACUCAAAAUUCAAAAUCUGACAAUAGUCACUCUAGAUUUUAAGUGCUUAUCGUUGGCUUUUCCCUCCCAUCACCAGCUUGAGUAAGACCGUCCAAUCAGAAUGAAAAUGAUUGCUAUAGCCUUUGACACCAACAUAACCUUAACAUGUGAAAAAUGUUGAUGGCAUUUCAACAUGUGAAAUUGUUCUGAGUCUAACAUCUUUCCCUCACUCUCUCAUUUGCUUACAAAAAGGGAAGUGAAAAGGUUUGUUGUGUCUGUGUCGUGCGCUACAACAUCACAUAUGUGUUUGUGAUGCUACAUUGUUACUGUGAACCAUCUGCGACAUCUGAUAGGAGAUAAAUCCCAUCCAUCAGCCUGAAGUUCUCACAAACAAUCAAGUGUCUGUUGUUUUUAAACACAUCCCCUUCAGUCUGAUGUGUAGCUUCACACUGCUCAGUGUGUGUCUGUGUUUAUGCCAACUGUUUGUUUUCAGCACGUUACUCUGCAGGAUAUUAUCACCAACAAGAAAAUAGAAUAAAUUCUGCACAGUAGGUGCUUCCUCUUUUUGUUUGUCCUGUCCAAAUCAUAAGCAAGUAUCCUUACAUCUUUUUUUUUUGUCAUUUUGUCCAUAAUGGUGAUAAAACUGUGGAAUUCGUCUCUGAACUCCCUGCACAAGUAGCACACAAAAAUCAGUUUCCUUCCCUGAGCUGAAGACAAUACUUUCUGAUGUUAAUAUAUACUUUCUUUUUUGCCUUUUCCUUGUGGGUCUUCUCAGCUUGGACGGGAUCUUCAACAAUAUCAGAGUCAAGCAAAGCAGCUCUUCAGGAAACUCAAUGAUCAGAGUCCAACACGCUGCACUUUAGAGGCUGGUUCCAUGGCAUUUCAGUGAGUAUAAAACACAUAACAGAUUCAGUCAACACAAUGCACUGAAAUAAAUGUAGAAUACAGUAUGUGCAUUGUGCUUUUAACAGUUCUUAAGCAGUUUCCUGUAAUAAUUUGCCUUUUCGAUGUUUUUCCUUCAGCUAUUUUAUAGAGAAAGGAGUGUGCUACCUUGUGUUGUGUGAAGCCAGUUUUCCCAAGAAGCUGGCCUUUGCUUAUCUAGAGGACCUGCAGGCAGAAUUUCAUGAGCAGCAUGGAAAGAAGGUCCCCACAGUCUCCCGGCCUUACUCCUUCAUUGAAUUUGGUAAGAAAACAAGAUGGACAGGAACAGCAACCACACUGCUCCCCUUUAGUUGAAGCAUGUUGCACCACUGGUCACACCUCUGACAGUAAAAAUGCAUCCUGUUAGGACAUCCUUGGUUGUAGUUGUAGUCCUGUUGUGUUUUUUAAAUAUCAGUGUAACAUUUUAUAUGAACCCACCUCUCAUAAAGCCUUAUAAAUGCACCUGUAAGGAUUUAUAAAAUUCAUAACAGCUUAUAGUAAUCUCAACAAAGUGUUAUGAGCAGUUAAAAUAACGCCUAUAAAGGUAUCAAAGCUAAGCGCUAAGUUGUUGCAAACUGCAGCCCACUCAGCUGUUAAAAGAGAAAGUAACACUGCAUACUUAAGUGUCGGUUUUUUGUUGUUGUGGGUAACAACUCAUUGACUUAUGACGCAUGAAAAAGAUAACAUUUUUUAACUUUCGAUUACUGCAUUCCACACACUGGAAAAAGAAGCAAACUCAAAAGCCACCCUACACUGAGUCAUUGUAACUUGUUUAUUUUUAGAGCGGAAAAAUUGUCAAGCAUGCACAUACAGGAAGUCUGUGAGGGCUAUGGCUUAAAAUGAUGACUAAAAUGGUUCAAGGGUUUAAUGUUGCAGUGAAAAUACAACAACAUCAUGUUAUUAAUUACUUAUUUUACCUAUACUGCUCCUAACCCAGACACCUACAUCCAAAAAACGAAGAAGUCAUACAUCGACAGUCGAGCGCGGAGGAAUCUGGGCAGCAUCAACACAGAGCUCCAGGAUGUACAGAGGAUUAUGGUGGCAAACAUAGAGGAGGUGUUGCAGAGAGGAGAGGCUCUCUCUGGUAAGUCAUCCACUCACUUCAGACUGUCCUUCUAAAAAGGGAAGAAUGCUGCACCUCAUACCCACUGAUAUUGUUUCUUUUCCUUUCAUGACCUGCUACUUUUUGUCCUCUUGUUCCUCUACCUCCUCCUCCUCCUCCCUGCAGCACUCGACUCAAAGGCCAGCAACUUGUCCAGCCUGUCGAAGAAGUACCGGAGCGACGCCAAGUAUCUCAAUACCCGCUCCACCUAUGCCAAGCUGGCAGCCGGCGGUGUCUUCUUCAUCAUGCUCAUUGUCUACGUCCGCUUCUGGUGGCUCUGAGAGGGAGAAAGGAGAAGGAAAAAGGAAGGAGGAGGUGUUGAAGUGAAAAACGAGUCUGCAGACACUAAGAAAACCUGCCACUUUUGACUAAAAAAAAACAGGAUCCCUGCUAUGAAUAAGACUUUGCAGACCGCCCAUUUUGUCCUGACCUGUCCAUGGAUGAGUGAUCUGAAUAGAAAUGAUGUCAUAAUGCAUAGUUUUAUCAUUAACAACUUCAAAAAGACAUGAUAAUACUGACCCAGGGGAACGAUUAAGGGGAAACGAGUGACUGUGCUGGAGUGUGCCUGUGUGUGUGUGUGUGCCUGUACGUGUGUGUGUGUGUGUGUGUGUGUGUUUGAGUGUAAUGGUUUUUGAGGCUGAUUGCUGAUGAUUGGUUUUGAAACGUGGAAAAAAAUGAAGAGAGAAAAAAAAAAGUCCUGUUUUUUGAGAUUUCAAAAUUGUACUGUACUGUAUAGCAGACUGAUCUGAUCGUGUAUAAUUGUCUUAUAAUACCAGAAUGGUUCACAAAUAUAUAUUUAUCCUCAUAUGGCUAUGAAGCAUUCUACCAGUACGGUAUCUACCACAGGUAAAAAUAAUCCAACAUCAAUCUGUAGGCAGGUGAAUAGGUUCAGAUAUCAUAUACAACCACAUAAGAGAUGUUAGGCAGACUUUCUUCCAUUUUUUAUUUUUAUUUUUUUGCAUAAUACAAUUUCCUAAUUGUUGGACUUCAAAGGAAGAGGGUCAUUUUUUUGGUGGAACCAGGGUGGGGAGGUCUGAUUUCUUUGGAAAAGUUUGGAGGGGCAGUCUUGGUUUUACUCACUCAUCGUUUAUAUAAAUGCCCCAUUCUGAGUGAUUUUUUUUUAAGGGGAAGGGGGGUUAAGUUCUCAUAAAACACAAGUUUAGUUUGCACAGAGAACAACACUUUGAGAAACAGAGUGUCUGUCAUACACGGCAAGUUUUAUGUUAGAAUAACAAUAAAAAAAAUUAUAAUCUUGGUCGAAAUUGUUUUUGUGAGCCUUUUUCCAGUUACUGAUGAUAAAGAAGAGGGCCCAGCUUUCCUGAAGAGUGGUAUAUAAGAUAUAACCCCCCUGCCCACCUUGAUAAUCCUCACCCUGUUACUAUAGAAAUGGCUUCAACCAGGUGUAACUACCCCCCUACAGUAUGUCGUCCUCUUUCAACAUGACCGUGUGAAUCUGCACGUUUCUGUAAACCGGCAUUAUAAAGACAAAAAGAUGUAUAAAGUUUACAUGUGUCGUUUCAGUUUAUGGUUUGGUUCAGGCUGAGAGUUGCAGGUGUGUGAAGGGCAGCCAGUGCCUACUCAUAGCCCAAGAGAACGCCUUUUCUAUUUCUGUUCUGUCUGCUAUCUAUAAAUAAAAACAUUUGCACAAAA